This is a messenger RNA of Lathyrus oleraceus (garden pea), 1980 nucleotides long. Its product is annotated as amino acid permease 6. Lineage: Eukaryota; Viridiplantae; Streptophyta; Magnoliopsida; Fabales; Fabaceae. The coding region runs from base 309 to 1724 and encodes 471 amino acids. The transcript is spliced from 6 exons. The record is from RefSeq and is a predicted model, not a curated record.
CAAUAUUAUUUCUCUAAAGUAACACCACUUGUGUUGAGUGAUAAUAAAUUCCUCACGUAUGUUUGAAUUACAUGUGCCAUUCAACUAACCCUUGACUAUUCUCUUCAUCAAUUAUUCUCUAUAUAAUAACCAUUUUUUCUCCAUUGUUUUCUUAUAACAUUUGUGUUCCCUUCCAUCCUUCUAUUAUAGACUUCAAAAAGUUCUAUAUAGGUAGCUAACACCUUAAAGCAUAACAUACAACAACCACUUUCUCUUCUCUUUUUCACCAAACACUAAAAGUUGUAGUUUGUGUUUAGUAGAACAUCAUCAUGCAUAUAGAAGCUCCAGAAAAUUAUGUAGCAGAAGACAAAAACUUCGACGAUGAUGGACGAACCAAGAGAACUGGGACAUGGUUGACUGCAAGUGCACAUAUAAUAACAGCUGUGAUUGGUUCUGGAGUUCUAUCACUUGCAUGGGCAAUAGCACAGAUGGGUUGGGUGGCUGGUCCUGCAGUUCUCUUUGCUUUUUCUUUCAUUACAUAUUUCACUUCAACUCUUCUCGCUGAUUGUUACCGUUCACCUGAUCCUGUUCAUGGCAAGAGGAACUACACUUAUUCUCAAGUUGUCCGAGCUAACUUAGGAGGCAUGAAAUAUAAGCUGUGUGGAUUGGCUCAGUAUAUAAACCUUAUAGGUGUGACAAUUGGCUACACGAUAACUGCGUCAAUUAGUAUGGUGGCUGUGAAAAGAUCAAACUGUUUUCACAAGCAUGGACAUCAAGACAAGUGUCAUGUAUCAAAUAACUCUUUCAUGAUAAUAUUUGCCUGCAUCCAAAUUGUUCUAUGCCAGAUACCCAAUUUCCAUGAGCUCUCUUGGCUCUCGAUUGUUGCAGCUGUUAUGUCUUUUGCUUAUUCUUCCAUUGGCCUUGGCCUUUCCAUAGCCAAAGUUGCAGGUGGGGGACAUGUGAGGACAACCUUAACUGGGGUGGAAAUUGGGGUAGAUGUUACUGCAACAGAAAAGGUUUGGAGGAUGUUCCAAGCUAUUGGGGACAUUGCCUUUGCUUAUGCUUUUUCUAAUGUGCUAAUUGAAAUCCAGGAUACCUUAAAAUCAAGUCCUCCAGAAAACAGAGUGAUGAAGAGAGCAAGUUUAAUUGGAAUUUUGACAACAACAUUAUUCUAUGUCCUCUGCGGAACCUUAGGUUAUGCCGCAUUUGGAAAUGCUGCACCGGGAAAUUUCCUCACAGGUUUUGGCUUCUACGAGCCCUUCUGGCUAAUAGACAUUGCCAAUGUUUGCAUAGCAAUUCACUUAAUUGGAGCAUACCAAGUCUUUGUCCAACCCAUAUUCGGGUUUGUCGAGGGCCAAAGCAAAGAUAAAUGGCCAGAAAGCAAAUUUGUGAAUGGAGAACAUGCCAUGAACAUUCCAUUCUAUGGAAGCUUCAAUGUGAAUUUCUUCAGAGUAUUAUGGAGGACUGCAUAUGUGAUUAUCACCGCAAUCGUAGCAAUGUUAUUUCCAUUCUUCAAUGAUUUCUUGGGACUAAUUGGUUCACUAUCCUUUUAUCCAUUAACUGUUUACUUCCCAAUAGAAAUGUACAUCAAGAAAACCAAGAUGCAAAGGUUUUCAUUCACAUGGACUUGGCUCAAGAUAUUGAGUUGGGCUUGUUUGAUCAUUUCUAUUAUCUCAGCCGCUGGAUCCAUUCAAGGACUUGCUCAAUCUCUCAAGACAUAUAAACCUUUCAGAGGAGAACAAUGAUAGGUUUUUAGUUUCUAAUUUAAUGGUGUUUUUUCUUUGUCAAUGUUUUUUCUUGUCUUGAAUAAGUUACUAAAAGUCUAAUCCAAUGAUAUUGUACUAGUAUGAAGUGUUUAUUGAUAGUGAACAAAUGCAACACACAGAAAGAGUACAAUGCAAGUCUAGUGAAUAAUAGUCUCAAAGAUGGUUGUAAAUUGAGUUAUAUAAAUUAAGUUAUGUGCACAAUUGGAAAUGCAAAACAACUUGUUAUUUAACCAAA